Lutzomyia longipalpis is the source of this 735-nucleotide messenger RNA. Its product is annotated as small integral membrane protein 14. NCBI's taxonomy places the organism in Eukaryota, Metazoa, Arthropoda, Insecta, Diptera, Psychodidae. The record is from RefSeq and is a predicted model, not a curated record. The transcript is spliced from 2 exons. Gene Ontology annotation, cellular component: endoplasmic reticulum. Bases 214 to 516 code for a protein of 100 amino acids.
CCGCUGCAAAACAUAAAAAGAAGAAGAAGAAGUGUCUGUCAGUGGAAAGAAAAAAAAUAUUAAUUGAUGUGGAAAAAUUUCUUCCCAAAAAUUCAUGUUAAAAUCAAUUGAGAAGUGACCUAAAGUACACAACAUUCCUCGAGGAGACAACAAAGUAAAUUUCUUCUUCAAAUUUUAAGAAAAGAAAGCAACAAAGAAAAUCAUCCAGUGAAGAUGGGCGAUGAAUUCGAUGGAUGCGAAUGCAUUUGGAGCCAUGAGAUUGCCAUCAGGCGCCUCCUGACGCUGCUGCGACAGAACCAGAACUACUGCACAGAUACGGAAUGCAUUGAUUUGGGUGCCUCCAGUAGGGAUAGCGACAGCACGGGAUUCACUACGAUGACCAUGUUCAUUGUCUUUGCUGUGAUACUCUUCUUCAUGCGACCCAGCAGUCUGCGCCGGAACGCCGACAUCACAGAGAAGCCCCUUGCCAAUCAUCCCGGAAGUGACGGCAACAAUGGGGAUCCAACUGUUGGCUGAUAGAGAAAUCCCCGGGUCCUGGUGUCUUGCAAUUCGUGUUUUUGUCUCUUAGCACAAAUUCUCUCUUUCCUUCCCUCCUAAAUGCUAUGUAAUAUGUGUUUUAUUUUGAAAAAAUACCGCGAUGAAAAAGUUUAAUUUACAAUUAUUUUAAUGCACCAAUCCCCAGAGGAUGAUGUAUAGAUAAAAGAAGAUGGAUUAAAUAAAUGUAUAAUUCCUACA